This is a messenger RNA of Erinaceus europaeus (western European hedgehog), 1988 nucleotides long. RefSeq names its product CD276 molecule (gene CD276). The transcript is spliced from 8 exons. Bases 301 to 1290 code for a protein of 329 amino acids. Lineage: Eukaryota; Metazoa; Chordata; Mammalia; Eulipotyphla; Erinaceidae. The record is from RefSeq and is a predicted model, not a curated record.
GGGGCUAGGGGCACAGCUUGGCAGCCUGGAGGGCGUGGCACGGAAGUCUGGGGGACCCAGCCUUACUGCCUGAGGGGGCACGGCCACCUGUCCCCUCACAGGAAGCCAUGUCUGUGGGAGGGUGGGCGCAGGAGUGAGGUGGAGGCAGUCCUGGUGCAGCCAGUCCUCCCGGCCUGUCCUCCUUCCGGCCGCAGCCCCGCCCCCAGCCCGCCCAGCCCUGGGCCUGCCGGCCUGGCGGCCACUCGGCCUGGGAGCGGUGAGGCCCGCGCAAGGAGCCCAGCUGCCUGUCACCUUCAGAGGAUGCCAGGGCCCCGGGGCCGCCCUGGGGGGGACCUGCGUGCAGCAGCCAUGCUGGGGGUGCUGUGGUGCUGGCUCACAGGCGCGGUGGAGGUGAGGGUCCCAGAGGAGCCGGUAGUGGCCCUGGUGGGCUCGGACGCCACACUGGGCUGUUCCUUCCAGCCACUGCCGGGCGCCCUGGCACAGCUCAGCCUCAUCUGGCAGCUGACGGACACCAAGCAGCUGGUGCACAGCUUUGCCGCCGGCCACGACCAGGGCAGCAGCCUGGCCAACCGCACGGCGCUCUUCCUGGGCCGGCUGGCACAGGGUGACGCCUCCCUGCUGCUGCGCGGGGUGCGGGUGGCGGACGAGGGCGGUUUCACCUGCUUCGUCAGCCUGCAGGGGACCGGCGGAGACGGAGGGGACUUUGCCAGUGCGGCCCUCAGCCUGCAGGUGGCCGCCCCCUACACCAAGCCCAGCAUGACCCUGGAGCCCAGCAAGGACCUGCGGCCAGGGGACACUGUGACCAUCACGUGCACCAGCCACCGCGGCUACCCUGCAGCCGAGGUGACGUGGCGGGACGGGCGGGGCGUGCUUCUGACCGCCAACGUGAGCACCUCACAGACGGCCAGCGCCCAGGGCCUGUUCCACGUCCACAGUGAGCUUCAGGUUGUGCUGGGUGGCGGUGACUCCUACAGCUGUCUGGUGCACAACCGCGUGCUCGGCCAGGACGCCCACGGCUCCGUCACUGUCACAGGGCAGCCCGGGGCCUUCCCCCCCGAGGCCCUGUGGGUGACGGUGGGGCUCUCCGUCUGCCUGGUGGCGCUGCUGCUGGCCUUGGCCGUGCUGUGCUGGAGAAAGGUGCGGCAGAGCUGUGAGGAGGAGGAGCGUGCAGGAGCUGAGGACGCAGAAGCUGAAAGGGAGAGCGAUGGAUCCAAGACUGCCCUGCGGCCUCUGAAGCCUGAGGACAGUGCUGAAGACAGAGCAGACCAAGAGGACCAGGAGCUUGCCUGACAGAGGGUGGGGGGCGGCCGUCUGCUCCCCGAAGAUCACGGAAUCUCACCACCCACGGCCUUACUCUGCUGACCACCGCCCACACCCCCACUCCCUGAACACGCCCGCAGGGCACCUCCCCACCUGCUGGCCCCCCCAGACCCCGCCGCCAGUGGACAGCCUCUGUGUCCGCCAUCGGUGGGGUUCCCCUGCCCGAGUGGACUCGGGCUCUGUCCCCCCAGCUCCUGGCUGAGCCCCGUGUCCCUGUCCCACCAAGACCCGUGUCCCACCCCCACACACUGGAAGCCCGUGCUGGUCAUGUGGCCCUUGGGCGUCUGGGAGUCCUGGGUGUCACCCCCCCACAGCCACCCUGGGGACCCACCCCUCCCCGCCCACCAGGAGCUGCUCCUCACGGGGGGGGGGGGGGGGGGGGAGACACAGCUCGCCUGAAACUCCCCAGACGCUCCUGCCCUGCCCCUGUGCAUCCCCACCCAUGCUCCCCACGGGGGUCAGUACUGGACACUGCUGGGAGGGGCCCGGGGCUCACGGGAGACCUGGGCCCCACUGUGGUGCUACUCUGGGGGACGCCCCUACUCCCCCCCCCCGGAGAGCCAGCUUCCAGAGUCCUUUGUCCUCACCUGUCCUCACCUGGGUUCUAACUUGAGGGGGGCUGAGGAGUUUUGUUAUGGGGUGUGUGGGAAUAAAUGCCUUUGUAGGAA